This is a messenger RNA of Tinamus guttatus (white-throated tinamou), 1356 nucleotides long. The record is from RefSeq and is a predicted model, not a curated record. Lineage: Eukaryota; Metazoa; Chordata; Aves; Tinamiformes; Tinamidae.
UUCCCAAUUUCACUGUUUUGCUUUUAUCUGUGGUUGCUCCUUCAGUUUAACCUGGUGUGUGAGGAUUCCUGGAAGUUGGAUAUCUUUCAGUCGUGUGUGAAUGCUGGGUUUUUUAUCGGCUCUGUAAACAUUGGCUACAUAGCAGACAGGUUUGGCCGUAAAUUUUGCAUCUUAACUACCGUAUUCGCAAAUACUAUUUGUGGCCUUCUCCUGGUCUUUGUGCCCACCUACCUGUGGAUAUUGAUCUUCCGUUUCCUGCAAGGACUGGUCAGCAAGGGCUGCUGGACUGCGGGCUACAUCGUGGUCACAGAAGUUGUUGGGCCGAGAUACAGGAGAACAGUGGGGAUUCUCUAUCAGGCGGCCUUCUCGGUUGGUCUCCUUGUGUUUGAUGUUGUUGCUUAUGCAAUUCCUCACUGGAGAUGGCUGCAGCUCACGGUUACUCUGCCAUGUUUCUUCUUCCUGCUCUACUACUGGUGCCUCCCGGAGUCUCCCAGGUGGCUGAUAUCUCAAGGGAAAAAUGACAAAGCUAUGAAAAUUAUUAGUGACAUGGCCAAAAAAAAUCGGAAGAAGAUGCCUUCCCAUCUUGAGGAUAUUAAAUUUGAAGAGGAAGAUGGUGGAAAACAGACCCCUUCCCUCUUUGACCUUGUUAGGACACCACAGAUGAGGAAAAAUACUUUCAUUUUGAUGUACACCUGGUUCACCAGCUCAAUCCUCUACCAGGGCCUCAUCAUGCACAUGGGACUAGCUGGUGGGAACAUGUAUCUGGAUUUUCUCUAUUCCGCUCUUGUUGAGUUCCCAGCUGCGUUCAUGAUUAUCGCCACCAUUGACCGCAUCGGGCGACGCUACCCAUGGGCUGCAUCAAAUCUGGUGGCUGGAGCCGCCUGCCUUGCUACUGCCCUGAUCCCAGAGGACCUACACUGGCUAAAAGUGAUCACCGCUUGCAUUGGGCGAAUGGGAAUCACGAUGGCUUUUGAAAUGGUUUGCUUUGUGAACACCGAGCUGUAUCCAACAUAUAUCAGGAACCUUGGCGUAAUGGUCUGCUCUGCCUUGUGUGACAUUGGCGGGGUUGUCCCCCCCUUCAUCGUCUACAGACUGGUGGAGGUGUGGCAGGAGCUGCCGCUGAUCGUCUUCACUGUUCUUGGUUUAAUUGCGGGUGGAUUGGUUUUGCUUCUGCCCGAAACUAAAGGAAGAGUUCUGCCUGAGACGGUUGAAGAUGUUGAAAACUUGCACAGGCAAGGAGCUCCAAAGGAGAAACAAAUCUAUCUCCAUGUCCGAACAUCAGAAGCAGCACAUGACUGAAGAAUGCAGACCUCUUGCUGGGUAGUAUGCUUUAGAGCAGUAGUACUGAAAAACAAA